GAAUAGUCGAAUGUUACCGACGGAAGGAACAGAAGGUGUCGAGAUGGAGGUCAUCCACGCCAGAGGGGGGUGGUUGGUGGUGACAACAACCGUGCGUGAACUGGUGGUGGUUGAUGACGACGGGAAAUGGGGGAGGGGCCGAGGCGGUGUCGCAGGGUCGGCGAUUGCGACGGAACAAGGAAGGGAGAAAGGAAGAGAAAGAAAAGAAAGGGGAAAGAAAUAAAGAAGAGGAAAAAGAGAAAAGAAGAGAAGAGAGUACACGGAGAGAGAUACCCUCCGUGAGUGAGACUUACCGUUAAAACAAACCCUCACAGAGGGAAAAGGGAAGAGAAGAGGGAGAGAGAGAGAGAGA
Messenger RNA from Aspergillus campestris IBT 28561, 352 nucleotides. RefSeq lists its product as uncharacterized. The transcript has a single exon. Lineage: Eukaryota; Fungi; Ascomycota; Eurotiomycetes; Eurotiales; Aspergillaceae. The record is from RefSeq and is a predicted model, not a curated record. Bases 114 to 299 code for a protein of 61 amino acids.